CUUCUUCUUGUUAGCCUUUCACAUUCACAUUUCCUAUCUUAUUCUUUGUUUAGUAACCACUGUUGUUCCUAUUCUUGGAUCACAUUGGAUCUAGUCUAUGAAUGGCAAACCUAAGUUCUUUAGCUCAGCUAUGGCCUUUUUUUGUCAGAAUAUGUAUUCUAAGUCUUGUCUUCAACUUCAAGAUCAUUGCAUUAGGAGAUGAUAAUGAUGGAAGUAGUGGUGAUUUUACAUCAUCAUCAGAAACUAGAUGCAAGAAUACAAAUUUUCAAAUUUUCCUCCCUCCACCUUAUCAGAAUAUUUCAUCUACAAUAUGCAAACCUGUUUGGCAUACAUAUGAAUUGAGGUACACAAAAAAUGAUGAUACUACAACAAUCAUAUUAUCAGCACCCUACACGGUUGGGUGGGUAGGGAUUGGAUUUUCAAGAGAUGGUAAAAUGGUAGGUUCAAGUGCAAUGGUGGGAUGGAUUAAUAAAAAGGGCCAUGCGAAAAUCAAGCAGUAUUAUCUAAGAGGUAACAAAUCAUCAGAAGUCAUUGUAAACAAAGGUGAACUGCCUCUAAAUACUGUGCCUGCUGCUGUGGCAACAAAUGGAGCAGAAAUCUAUUUGGCAUUUCAGCUUCAAACAACAGUUCCAUUCGGGAAGCAACCGAUUCUAUUGGCUUUUAGUACUAAGCAUCCACACGAACACCAUCUGUCAAAACACGAUGACGAAACAUCGAUCAUAUUCGAUUUUACUUCAUCUUCUUCAGAUUCUAAGGAUUCUUCAUCCAAUGAUUUGGUUCAGAUGAGAAAGAACCAUGGAAUAGUUGGUGUAAUAGGGUGGGGUUUGAUCCUUCCUGUAGGGGCUAUUGUUGCUAGAUACUUCAAACACAAGGAACCAAUUUGGUUCUAUCUACAUUCAAUUUUUCAAUUUGUUGGAUUUGUAUUUGGUCUUGUCACUGUCCUUCUUGGAUUACAACUACAUUCCAAAAUGCAUGUUCAUAUACCGGCUCACAAAGGAAUUGGCAUUUUUGUCCUUGUGCUUAGCAUUCUUCAGGUAUUAGCAUUUUUCUUGAGACCAAAUAGGGAUUCCAAGUUUCGCAAAAUUUGGAAUUUGUACCAUGGUUGGUUUGGAAGAAUGGCAUUAUUCUUUGCAGCCUUGAACAUAGUUUUGGGAAUGCAAGCUGCAGGAGCAGGGAAUAAUUGGAAAACAAGCUAUGGAUUCCUUGUUGGAAUCAUACUUGUCGCAGUUAUCGUUCUAGAAGUAUUGGCCUAUUUGAAAAGAUCAGAGAAACGUUCUCUUCCUCCGAAUUUCCAAAUGGACCCUCUUGAAGAAACCUUUCCAAGUAAUAAUCUACCAAAAGGGUGAAUGAUGAAUGUGUUGGCUCCUAGUUUUGCACUUGUAUAAAAUCAUCCUUAUGGAAUGAUGUAGAUAUAUAGCUACAUAGAAGUUUGCCAAGAAGGACAAUCCUAACUUUGGCUUCCUUACAUGAACUUGAGAUUGAAGUUUUUUUUUGUUUUCUUCAUUUGAGUUUCUGUUGCUGCUUGAUCGAGUGUAAUGUGUGUUUUUUACAUCUCUAGUUUGUUUUGUUCUGUACAAUAGACAUGUUUUUGAAAUUUAAGAAUGUUAUUGGAAUGAUCAUGUUUUGAUCAAAAGACAUUAUUCAUAAUUAUUUAGAGAAAAUGGAAUGUAAAUAACAACUAACAAACUCCUAACUUAGUUUAACAAUCACAAUAUUUAAAUGAAAAUAUUUGAUGAAA
Vicia villosa (hairy vetch) is the source of this 1738-nucleotide messenger RNA. Its product is annotated as cytochrome b561 and DOMON domain-containing protein At3g61750. Bases 102 to 1346 code for a protein of 414 amino acids. The transcript has 5 exons. The record is from RefSeq and is a predicted model, not a curated record. NCBI's taxonomy places the organism in Eukaryota, Viridiplantae, Streptophyta, Magnoliopsida, Fabales, Fabaceae.